GGCAAAGUGCUGGAAUCCAAAAUUUUAUGGGAUUGUUACAAAACAAAGUUCAGUGGGCUGAGUGUCACUACCCGCGAAAUUUAGGGUACCCAAAAGUGCAGCUGAUGCCCGAUGCUUGCUACAAAUCGUAUUUGGUUCAGUUUUACGCGCACGGCGCACCCGACCGACAAUGGCUGCAUAGGAAGUGUAGUCGGUUGUUUUCGGUUUUCUAUCAAAAGGAAACCCUACGUUCGCUUUUCUUCUAUUUAGCAAAUUCAGGCAUGGGCUUGAUGGGUGGUGUUCUUGUUGUUCUGACAGAUUGAAGCACAUAUGUGGAGUUUUCUUUUUUUGUAAUUUUCGAAAUUCAAAGCAAACAUGCAGCAAUCAAAGAAUUCCAUUUCGAGGGUAGGAGAUUGAGCUUCAGAAACAUAUAUACAACUUUCUUCCCCAAAAUAGAGGCUUUAAGUUUUUUCAGGCUUAGUUUAUUAACACCUAAAAGGUGCAUAGAACACAUUUUUAGCAGGAAAGGAGGCAGAAUUAUAAGUGAUGGCAAUUAGAUCAUAUCCAGCAGGGAGCAUCCGGAUUAAGCCACAUCACAUGCAUUAUCAAUGGAAAGAGGUUCCAUGAAAUAGAUGGCCUUUAGCUCUGUUUGUUGCCCCUUCGCAGGGUUAUCAUUUCCUGCAUUUACUUCGAUUCGAAUGAGACACGAAAACACGUGCAAGAGGAGAGAGAGAUGAACACCGUGGAGUAGGUUGAAAAAACAAAAGUUGCGAUGGGGAGAAAGGAGCGGGCGAAGGAGCGGAGAGAAAAGAGACUCCAGGAGAUAACUGAACUGAGGAAAAUCCCUUAUGCUGCUGAGGACAGGUGGUGGAGCUCAGAAACAGUUGCUGUGGUGACUGGGGCAAACAGAGGAAUCGGAUAUGAGAUUGCUCGGCAACUUGCAGGACAUGGUCUGAAAGUGAUUAUAACAUCAAGAGACAUCACCAAGGGCCAAGAAGCAACCACUGCUUUAAGGGAGGGAGGCUUAAAUGUUGCCUUCCAUCAAUUGGACAUUCUGGACCCUGUAUCUGUCAAACAAUUUGCUGAGUGGAUGGAUCAGAACUUUGGUGGUAUCGAUAUUUUGGUAAAUAAUGCAGGUGUUAAUUAUAAUCUUGGGUCAAAUAAUUCAGUUGAAUUUGCUGAGAAGGUUAUCUUGACCAACUAUUUUGGCACUAAAAGGAUGGUCGAAACUAUGAUACCCUUGAUGAAACAUUCUUCUCCGGGGGCUCGUAUUGUGAAUGUCAGCUCCAGACUUGGUAGACUUAAUGGCAGGCGAAAUAGGCUUGGAGAUGCAACUUUGAGGGAGCAAUUAGCUGAUGAGGAAUCCCUCUCCAUAGAACUGAUAGAUCGAACUGUGAUUUGUUUUCUUGAACAAGUGAAACAUGGCAAUUGGACAUCAGGCGGCUGGCCUCAAAUGUUUACUGACUACUCUCUAUCAAAACUUGUUGUCAAUGCUUAUACUCGGCUAAUGGCAAGAACACUCUGCAGCCGGCCAGAGGGUCAAAAGAUCCAUAUGAAUUGCUACUGCCCAGGUUGGGUGAAAACUGCUAUGACAGGAUGGCAAGGGAACAUUUCAGCUAAAGAAGGUGCAGAUACAGGAGUCUGGCUUUCACUGCUAUCAGGACAGCCAGUGGCAGGAAAAUUUUUUGCGGAAAGGCGAGAGAUUAGUUUCUAAGGUGGUUAUUGUAUAUAAAUGCAGGGUUUGAUUAUCCAGUUUAAGUCUACCCGUAGAGGGAAUCAUCUUGAUCCAAAAGGAAAAUUGAUGUUCAGGGCUCCACUGCCAGACUUGUAAUAACCAGUGAAGCAAGCGAUUAGUUUAAUCCUUUUUAUUUCCUCAGAAGACGGGGGAAAAUGGCUUCUUUUUGGAGAACUAUCUUGUGUGGCCGACUGGUAUUUGAUUUCUUUGAUUACAAAUCAUUCAGAGCA
This is a messenger RNA of Nelumbo nucifera (sacred lotus), 1944 nucleotides long. Its product is annotated as NAD(P)-binding Rossmann-fold superfamily protein. Gene Ontology annotation, cellular component: membrane. The record is from RefSeq and is a predicted model, not a curated record. Lineage: Eukaryota; Viridiplantae; Streptophyta; Magnoliopsida; Proteales; Nelumbonaceae. Gene Ontology annotation, molecular function: oxidoreductase activity, acting on the CH-OH group of donors, NAD or NADP as acceptor.